Pogona vitticeps (central bearded dragon) is the source of this 8240-nucleotide messenger RNA. The record is from RefSeq and is a predicted model, not a curated record. Lineage: Eukaryota; Metazoa; Chordata; Lepidosauria; Squamata; Agamidae.
GCUUCGGGGACGAGGUUCGCGGGUCAGGCUGGAGCGCUCACUCCUACAGAGUCACAGUGGGCAACUUCGAAGGACCUGGAGGCCAGUUUUCCAUCUACAUGACCCACCCAGGAUGCUGCACCAGCUUUCCAAAUGAAAAGAAGUAGGAAAAGCCAAAUAGUCCUUGAAGACAGCCAUAUGGAAUAGUAUGGCAGAAGUUGCUUUGAGAGAUGGGAAGUGCUAAGGAGCCAGAGACAUCUCAGUUGCUGAAACAAGAAGCCAUUCCAGAAGAUGCAUUGCAUCCUAGCCAUCUGGAGAAAGACAGCUGCCACCAGAAGAUCCGGUGCGAUGGAGGAGAUCUUACCAUGAGGAAUUGCUGUAUAAAUGAUCACAGCAGCAAAGAGAACCGUGAAGAAGACACUGGGGCAGACAACCCAAACCACAAGGAGAAGGCUUCACCGUCUUCUGUGGGUCUAGUUGCUGCCAGAGACACCAUAGCUCUUAAAGAUUCAACUGAUGGAAAAAUCCUGUUGGAUGGGGAAGGAGAAAAAAAUACCAGUCACGAUUUGUGCCACAGCAGCAAACAGGGCCCAAGCCUGAUGGAGCAUCCUGGCAGUCCAACUAAUGCUUGCAACUCUUUGGAAAGGAAAGGAAGCCCUGCUGCUAUGGAGGACAGCACGCAUCUCCCAUCUGAGUCCUGCCUUAAGGGAGCUGGUAAGGACUUAUCCACUGCAGCAUCCUCCCUGAAACAUGUUGCAUUUCUCGAACCGGUCAAAAACAAAGCUGAGGCAGAAAGCGUCAGGGUGGGAACAGGACAUUCUGACGUGGACCCAGCACUUCCCACAUGCCUGGAGAACACAAGCCAAGAGCCAUCUCACCAUUGCACAGGAGAGACCUCUCACUUCAGCAGCACCAGCACCACCACCACCACCACCACCUGUGAAUCAGUCGGGGAACUCUUAAGUAAAGGACACAGUGAGCCUCUCACAUCAGAAGCUGUCAGGAAAUCUGCUCUAGAAUCUGUUGCAGCUGAAGCCAUGCCAGGGAAGUUAGGUGAGCCUGUAGCAGAAAAGAGCCAAUUGGAUCAGAGUGGGGAAAUAAAGUUUACUGCGCUGGAGACGAACAUAGGUGGGGGUCCCAGUGGAGCAGCAGAGGUCUUAAUCCCUGCUAGUCCUCAAGAAGUUCUACACCCGGGGGCAUCAGGUGAGUCCCAGUCAACCCCGGGCGAAACAGCUGAGCAGACAGAAGGGCUUAAAAAAGUAGCACUCUCUAACACUAAGGGUCAAAAUCCAGCUCAGGAACCACAGGAUCCAAAAGCAGCCAGUGUGGCUACAGGUGAAGAGCACACGACAGGUGCACAGGGGCAGUCUGUGGAACUCUUUGCCAAGACUUGCUCCCUUGAGGUCACUCCUCCCCAGCAUGACGCUGGGACCCAGGUUGACAACCGUGUCUCUGUGGUGUCAGUAGCCAUCAGUCCCAUCAACCCGCCGGAUGGUUCCACAGCCUUCGCCUUCCACUCCCAGGGUUUGGGGGGCUCCUCUUUGAAGAGCCCUGGCCCAGAGCAGAAGCCAGCCAAGAAGGAUGUGGAGAUGCAAGUGUCCAUCCCUGUGGAGACCAGGUCGGUGGCCACAGGGCCCAUGACUCCUGUGACCAAAUCGCCCCAAGCAUCGUAUCCUGAAGUGCACGUGAAAGGGGCACAGGAAGAGGCACCAGAGCCUGUCCGGGAGGUCAGCUGGGACGAGAAAGGGAUGACGUGGGAAGUAUACGGGGCCUCCAUGGAGGUGGAGGUUCUGGGCAUGGCCAUUCAGAAGCACCUGGAGAAGCAGAUUGAAGAGCAUGGCCGACAGACGGUGAUGACACCUCAGAGCACUCGUUCCAGCUCCAUCAAGGGGGGACCUCAAAAGGGGGAGGUCAAGAGGCAGCCCAGCGUGUUCAGGGCCCUCCUACAGAACGUGCGGCGACCCCGCUGCUGCUCCCGGGGAGGGGCAGCCGUGGAGUGAAGCAGGCCCUCACCUCCUGUUAGGCUUUUUAGCCGUUGGUAGAAGUGAAAGCCAAUGUUUUGUAGUUUCUCAGGCAACAUGUGGGAUGAGCCUUUUUUUUUAUAUAGUCUCUUGAAGCCCAAGUGUAGUGACACUUUUGUUUCCUGCACUUUAGAAGAUACUGUGAAGUCUCCUGGAAAAAAAAUGCAGGUCAAAUACUUACCUUUGCAAGGGUGGCACAAACAGGGCCUUGCAACAUUCUGCUGGAUAGCAGUUGUCCCUGGGCAGAAGUAUGGAUGCCCCAGAAGGCAAUGCUCACCCUUGGAGCCUGCCUUCUUGGGACAUUCAAACGGUAUCAAGCCAAAAUUACACGCUCAAUAGAUAACACUCCUUCCUGUCAACCUGUCUGUUUUGCUGCAAACCAUUUUAAGGAUAUAUUUGUCAUUUAUAAGGAAACACUGAGGGUCAAAUAAAGACCCCAUUCUUCUUAAAGGAAGCUACCCAAGAUGCAAGAGAGCUUGAGUUGGCGAUCAGCUAGCAAGGAAGAUUCAUCUUCCUUAUAUAAAUGUGUUAGGAAUAUACACAUACCCAGGUGCCCAAGAGCUAAAUGAUAUGUGGUGGUCACUAUAGGUAAAGUAGUUGCCUGUGUGCAUCCUGUAAUGGAUGCAUUUACUUAACCCAUAGACCGAGCUGCUUCAUCAGAGCUUGGAAAUAUCCCCUUCUAAAACAAUAACUCUGGGGAUCUUCCAAAUAGCAUGGCUUGGGGAUGGUUAAAAUCCAAAAAAGGAACUUUUCCAAGUGGUGCAUCUAGCACACAGUGGCUAGCAUGGCUCACCAGGCCCCGAGUUGCUGUCAUCCUCUAACUCUUCAUGUGAACAGCUCCAAUUGACGUUUCAGUCUUUUAAUAUAGGGUGGAUGACCUGUAAAAUACCUACACUGGCAAGGACCUUACUGGUAACCACAUCUUCCCUGUGUUCUGGUACAAAUUGAAUAGGCAAGCCCUGACAUCUUCUGAACUUCAGGAACAUGCUGGCAACAGCUGGCCUUCAUGUCAUCUGUGUCAUGUAGAAACCAAGCUUUGAACCCGAACUCUCAGGGUUCUCCCAAAAUUUAAUUUCCCCUAACUCUGUGUUGGAAGUAAAUCUGACAGGCAUUGUGUAGCUUCACCACCAUUAAAAGCAAAAACUAAGCAUGCCGUUUCCUAAACCAAUUGUAAGAUUAUUUCCUUUUUCUGAAGGAUAUGGUGGAUGUUUUAACUGUCAUGACUGAUAUUGGACAAAGGCCUAAAAGCUGUCUCUGAAGACAAACUUCCAGUCCCUUUCCAACCAUUUCACCCCCCCUUAAACUUCUAUGUGCAACACUUGCCCCUGACACCCAGUCCACUGUGGUGCUGCUGGACACAGAGCUUGAAGAAUGGAUGGAAGGGGGGGGGAGGAUUUUUGUUGUUCUUGUUGUUUUUGGACUACAACUCCCAGAAUACUCCCACCAGCCUACCUGAUAGCUUUGCUGGCUGGAGUAUUUUGGGAGCUGUAGUUCAAAAAAGAGAGAAGUUUUCUGUUUCUAAUCACUGAAUGAUGAUUGUGAGCUGUGAGUUUACCCUCCCCUGAAGGCAGGAUGAAAGAUAUUUAGCUGUCUUUUCCUUCUGUGCCUCUCACUGCUGGUCUGGCGUUUCCAGAGAUGACUGUGAAGUCUGACUGAAUGCAAAGCCAAGGAAACUAGACUGAUGGCGGACAGCUCUUUGCAUGUUGGCUGCAUCAGCAGAGAUAGCUUUUGAGGCUGGAUAGGCGGAAUGAAGCUGCUCAUUUCAUUCUCAAACCACAGGUGGUCAUGCAGCUUAACCCUCUGACCAAGACAUGAUCAGUGGUUCUCUUACUUGCAUUUAACCCAGCAAAUGGGCAGUGUUAUCCUCAGGCCAUCAGCAGUUGCCCAGAGUGAAUGUAGAUGAUGGAACUGACAGCAUGUUGCCUUGGGUCUUGAGUGGAUUGUUGCCAAAGGCUGCAGGUCAGAACUUUUUUUUACAAAAUGAAGAUUUUUAUAUCCCUUGGUACAGUUGGUAAAGAAACUGGUGACAGUUAAAUUUCCCCACUAUCCAGAAGUAACCAUUAGCCUUUUUAGCACCAUGCGGGGAAAAGUCUAAGUGGAUCAGACCAAAAACCUACCUAGUCCAGCAAGCAGAUGAGAACUUUGAAAUUUUGUUGUUUAUAUUACAAGGUCUAGAAUCUGCACCCUUGCCAUGCUGACUGGGGUUUUUGGGGAGUUGCAGGACAAAAAAGCAAAUAUCCAAGCUCUAAGCCAGCCAGCCAGCUCCAUAGAGCAGGGCAAGAAGACAGAACUCUGAUUUUACUGGAUGUCAUCACCAUUGGCCUGCAGGAGUCGGCUGUCCCUGUGAUUUAAGCUUUUAUGGUUAAUCAGUUGAUACAAAAAGGCCUCCAUUAAUUUGUCCCAUUUGUUUUUAAAUCCACAUUGGCUCGUGGCCAUCACUGUUUUGCACUGUUGCGAAUUUUACCCAGUCUCACUUCUAGUGCUGCAUGCUCCUGCUUGGGAGUGAGUCCCACUGAACUGAAGGGGAGUUACAUUUGAGCAGAUAUGCACAGAAUUACACUUCGUAUAGAACUUGAGAUGUUUAUGUGCUGGAGCAGGCUUCAUGAGAUGAAAAUUCUUACUCAUGAAAGCACAAUGCACUGUGUAUCUUUACAGUGCCACCAGAUCCACUACAACCAGAUAUCAUAUCUACACUGCUGGCAUGCAGUCUUUGCAGUGUAACUUUUAAAAGUCAAGUCUUUUCAGACUGAGAUUAGUAAUUCUGCCUGUGUGGAAUUUCCCAUGGAGUCACUGUAGAACCUACAGAUCUGUGUGGUUCAAAGUUUCUCUCCUUUAUAGCUGUGAGGCAUUGCAGAAAAAGCAAAAAUUGAAUCUGUACCCAUUCCUUUCUGUUUUAAUUAUGUUCUCUCUUGCAAUGCUAGUUCUCACCAAUCACAGAACUAAGGCAAUAUGAUGGUGGUGAUCUCCACAUGUAUGUUUUGACUAAAGUCCGCAGAAUCCCCAAGCUGGGUAAUCAAGGCAUUGUAGUCCCAACAAGUACAUUUUCCAAGUUCUGAACAAGCAGCUGCCACUGCAUUCCUCCAAUUAUGAUGUCACCCUUUUAUGUUCAGAAGCGUUCUUCCUCCCAUUGUUGGCUUGUUGCCAGUAAUAUUCUGCACACUGGAAAAUUCUGAUACAGCGUAUUUCAGGAUAAAGCAUCCCAUGAAGCAACUUAAAACAAAAUAAGCAAAUCUGUACCAUAUUCAGAUGCAUCAUUUUUGUUGUGUGUUCAAAAUUUGACCUUUCUUGACUGUGGAAAUGACUGUGUUGUGUUUGGGAUAAAAUAGAGCCAGUUUCAGGGUUAACUCAAGAGAAAGCGAGCUCUUCCUAGGGUGGAAGAUACAGAAGACAUAUAAACCCUUUGUCCUUCUCCUGUAUCCCAGUGUGCCUAUUCAGGCCCAAUGACCAUCUCUACUGCACCUUUGAGAAUCUGUCACCUAGAUUUUGAACUUGCAAUUCAAUUUUGGGAAGGAUUUUCGGAAGUGAGUUAGAAUCAUAAGAUUUGAUUAGUCGCAUCCCAGUGGUGUCAUCUUGGAUGCAUAGGCCAGAGUGCUGCUGCCACCCCACAACCAACUUGCCUGAGAAACUCAUCAUUUGGAAGGAUCCAUGUCUUGGGUGUGAGAGUGUGGGGCUUGAUGCGUGCACCAGCUUGUGGGCAUGUGUGUGUAUGCGUGUGUGUGUGCGUGCAUGCACACGUGUGCACAUUCUUUACCUCUUUGCAGUCCAUGCUCCCACCGUCCCGAGAGUAAGGAGGUCUGAUGCCAUCAGAAACUUUUUAUGUUCCUUUUUUUUCAUGGGGUCUGGGUGGGCAGGGAUCUUUCACUUAUAUGUGUUGGAAUAUGGGGGCUUUUUAAAAACUAUUUCUCUUUACUCUGUUGUGUUUCUUUUGAAUCAGAUUCUUGUUUCUUAGAAAGUGUCUUGAGGAUGCUUUUUCCUUCUCUCUCACCUACCUCCGCUUCCCACCUGCUAAUAUUUUACACAUUGGGAUUUGGCACUUUGUGGAAUUCUCCAUAAAAAUAGAAGGAAGGAGUGGAUGGGGCAGAAUAGUUGAUACUGUGCGUAAAAGAAGAGUAGAGAAUGGUUGCAUUCUAAGCUUGGAAAGAGUGGUUUCUGGGCCACAACUUCCCAUGCUAGCUGGGCAGUUCUGGAAGUUGCAGUGCAAAAAAUUAGCUUCAGCAGCUUCUCUUUUGGGGGUGGGGAGUUAUUUUUUCUCCAGAAUAGCUGCACCAACCAUACUUUUUCAAAAGAGCAUCCAGUUGGCAAACACAGUGUGAAAAAAAUUCAUUCCUCUUGAUAAUGAACACCUUCCCAUUUCUAGUACUAUUCAUAUUUUUGCCAGAAAGGACCGUGUCAGUUUUAUUUCACAGAUCUCCCCAGCUACUUAAGAAUUCUAGUUGUCAACAUUUUUCUGUGACUGGGCUCCUGUUUCUUAGGGAGUUUCACGACAGGAAGAAAUUCAACGGAUUUCUCUUUUCCCAGUUUGAGGUGAGAAGGAAUAGUGGUAUGUUGUUCUGUAUUUCCAACUGUUAUGGGACACCUAUCAGGGGGGAAAAAACUUGACAAUUCUGUUUGAAAUAUGGGACUCUUUUUUUAUACUAAGAAAUUUGCACUUUAAAAAAAGUAUGCCCCUUCAAAACCUCUGAAGACAUUUGGCUGGUGCGUUUCCAGUUGUCUGUGUAACACUACAAGAGGAACAAAUAAACAACUCUUCCUUUGCUCUCAUUUAAUUGGAAAGAAGCCCUGUUCCUUCUCCAGUAUGGCCUUCUCAACAAGAGAGGCAGAAGGUUGUUCCCAAGAUGCAUGAUGUUACUUGGUAAUAUCACAAAGUCCAAGUGACACAUAAGUGGAUUUAGAAGUAAUCUCCUGAGCUAGACAGAGCAGUCAGUGGUGGAGUGGAGGCCAAAGGAACAUUUGCGUAAUCAUCUUCCAGUGAAGAUUGACCAGUGAACUAGCUAAAAAAUUCUGAUAGAGUGAUGCUUGCAAGGCGGUGGGGCUUUUCCAUCUAAUGCCCUCCCAUUCAACUGGGAAGGGCUUGCCUUAAAGCUGGAUUGCCCCUGGACAGCAAUGCUGUGGAUAGAGCACUGAGGAACAGAUUUGGGGAAAGGGAACAUUUCUCCACUGUCAAGGAAGCAAAACAUGGAACUGUUACUUUCUGAUACUGCUGUUCUCAGAAGCCCGUAGUUGGGGGAUUCUGGAAGAUAUUGCCCCGAACUACAGCAUUUCCAAGUUCUGUAAGGAGUUACAUAUUUGGCUUCUCGAGAGAUCUGUAAGUCUCGGUAGUAAGAGACUACAGAGAUUGCACCUGCUUAUUGCCUGUCUGCAGAAGAGACGGCUUGAUCUGCUUUCUCUAAGGACCCUUCCUUCCCUUCAGGUGAUAGUGUGUUAAGACUUUUGCUCUUGGCAGCUUGUGCUUAUGGAUGGCAUCUAGGGUGCAAAUGAUCAGGCCAACCUGAGUACAAAGCAAAACACUCCCACAAAUUUUUCCUGUGUAAACCUGCCUAAUGAUUAGUCUGUUUCUGGCAACCCACUAAAGCUGAACCAGGAGAGUUCUUCUUUGGGAAUAAAUAGACAUAAUGCAGGUAGAAGGAUAGAGUGUUUGUUGCAGUCAUAUGGAUAUAUGAGUUCUUAAUAGGGCCCAGUUCUCAUAGGUAGCUUUGCUGCUAGAAGAAGUGGAGCCAAACCUUAAGAUUUCAGGUGCCUUCUGGAUCAGAAAACAUGGUAGCCUCCUUGCACCCCAAACCAGGAUUUCCAGCACUGGCUUGGGUUUCAGGGAGACUUGUACAGUUCUGCAGACUUAUGUUACAGGAGGUUCAUCCUGUAAUAUGGACGAGAGGAGUAAAAAACGUCCCUUUAGAGAUAUGUCUGAGAAUGUGAGGCAUAGGGAUCUGCCUCUAUGUCUCCAACAAAUGACAGCGUUGUUGGAAGGUAGAAUACUGGGAGUGUUGCAGUUGUAAAUCUGCAUCCCAGUUACAGGGGAAUCCCACAGAACUGCCAAAAACCUUUCCCCUUCUGAUGCCCUGCCUUGUGUGCUGUUCUCAGUAUGGUGUUCACGUGCCAUAUGGAUCUAUAGUACCAAGCAAUGAUGAGUUGUUAACAGUAACUUUGCCUUUUGGUUUCAUCCCCCACUUUUCCUUCUUUAUAUCUUAGGCUAUAAACUUGUAAACAUGGCUGUUGGAUAAUAAAAUUUUCUCCAAAAAAAGA